GGAAGCGGCGCGGCGGCGGUGCGGUGCGAUGUGGCCGGCGGCGGCGGGGAGCGGCCCGGGCGCGGCGGCGGCGAGCGGCGGCGCCUGCGCCCUCCUCCUGCUGCUGCUGCUGGCGCUGGUGGUGCGGCAGCUGCUGAAGCAGCGGCGGCCGCCCGGCUUCCCGCCCGGCCCCGCGGGGCUGCCCCUCAUCGGCAACAUCCACGCCCUGGGCGCGGAGCAGCCGCACGUCUACAUGCGGCGGCAGAGCCAGAUCCACGGGCAGAUCUUCAGUCUCGAUCUUGGAGGUAUAUCUGCAAUUGUACUGAAUGGCUAUGAUGCAGUAAAAGAAUGCCUCGUUCAUCAAAGUGAAAUUUUUGCAGAUAGACCAUCUCUUCCCUUGUUUAAGAAGCUCACAAACAUGGGAGGCUUACUGAACAGUAAAUAUGGCAGAGGAUGGACAGAACAUCGCAAAUUAGCUGUAAAUACCUUUCGAAUUUUUGGAUAUGGUCAAAGGUCCUUUGAACACAAAAUUUCAGAAGAAUCUAUGUUUUUCCUUGAUGCCAUUGAUACGUACAAAGGCAGAGCAUUUGAUAUUAAGCACUUGAUAACAAAUGCUGUUUCAAACAUUACUAAUUUGAUUAUUUUUGGAGAACGUUUUACGUACGAAGAUACUGAAUUUCAGCACAUGAUUGAGAUUUUUAGUGAAAAUAUUGAAUUAGCUGCUAGUGCUUCUGUAUUUUUAUAUAAUGCUUUUCCUUGGAUUGGUAUCUUGCCAUUUGGGAAACACCAGCAGCUGUUUAAAAAUGCAGCUGAAGUCUAUGACUUUCUUCAUGAGCUUAUUGAACGUGUCUCUGAAAAUAGGAAGCCUCAGUCACCUCGACAUUUUGUAGAUGCAUAUCUAGAUGAGAUGGACUGCAAUGAAAAUGAUCCGGAGUCUACAUAUUCAAGAGAAAACUUAAUUUUCUCUGUUGGAGAACUCAUCAUAGCUGGGACAGAAACCACAACAAAUGUUUUAAGAUGGGCAGUGUUAUUUAUGGCACUUUAUCCAAACAUUCAAGGUCAAGUUCAAAAAGAAAUCGAUUUAGUCAUUGGCCCAAACAAAAUGCCUGCCUUAGAAGAGAAAUGCGAAAUGCCGUACACUGAGGCCGUUCUACAUGAAGUUCUAAGAUUCUGUAAUAUAGCUCCACUAGGUAUUUUUCACGCAACUUCCAAAGAUACUGUUGUGCGUGGUUACUCUAUUCCUGAAGGCACUACAGUCAUUACAAACCUCUACUCAGUUCAUUUCGAUGAAAAAUACUGGAGCAACCCAGAAGUCUUUUUUCCUGAGAGGUUUUUGGACAGCAGCGGGCAGUUUGUCAAGAAAGAGGCAUUUAUUCCUUUUUCUCUAGGAAGAAGACAUUGUCUUGGAGAACAACUAGCUCGAAUGGAAAUGUUUUUGUUUUUCACUUCAUUACUACAGCGAUUUCACCUGUGUUUUCCUCAUGGAGUGAUUCCAGAUCUCAAACCAAGGUUAGGCAUGACAUUACAACCGCAGCCGUACCUCAUCUGUGCGGAAAGACGGUGAAGAGAGGGGUCUAUAUUGGCACAAUGCUCCAAGUUGCAGCUGAGGAUCCACUUCGCCUUCUAUUUCUAAAUGUGUUCAUGUCAGAAGAACAAAAAUUUAAAGGAAUUGCAGAUAAAUUCUGACUGUUUGUGCAGAAGUUAAUAGUUUCUGUUUACUUGGUUUUCACAAAAAGGCCCUCAACCAAAAACAUGAAACACAACCUGUGUUUAAAGUUGAUGUUUUCACUCCAGAAGUCUGUUUUGAAUCUAACUUCUAAUUCAGUUUUUAAAUACUUAAUUACCUAGCAAGCCAUUUUACUUUGAAAGGAUAUUUUUAUAAACAUGGAGAAUAUGGCUUAAAAUGUUUAUACUCAGAUUUGUCUGUGGAAAUCUCAUUUACAUUACUCCAGCUAAGCUGUUCUUUAUAAUUCUCCAUUAAAUUUCCAUAGCAAAAAGGUUUUAAAGGUAUCUAUUUAAAUUUCUGUAACUCGGAAUAAACUAUCUUUUCCAGCCUUGACAAACAAAUUGUCUGUUAAAGUAUUUUAAUCCUCCCUUCUCCUUGUCCCAUCUUCCCAGUUGGUCAUAAUUUUCUAGUGAAUCAGAUAACUGUGUGAAUUCACUUUUAAGAACUUUUAU
Messenger RNA from Chroicocephalus ridibundus (black-headed gull), 2157 nucleotides. Its product is annotated as vitamin D 25-hydroxylase. Lineage: Eukaryota; Metazoa; Chordata; Aves; Charadriiformes; Laridae. Gene Ontology annotation, molecular function: heme binding; oxidoreductase activity, acting on paired donors, with incorporation or reduction of molecular oxygen, reduced flavin or flavoprotein as one donor, and incorporation of one atom of oxygen; iron ion binding. Gene Ontology annotation, biological process: xenobiotic metabolic process. The transcript has 5 exons. Bases 29 to 1543 code for a protein of 504 amino acids. Gene Ontology annotation, cellular component: cytoplasm; intracellular membrane-bounded organelle. The record is from RefSeq and is a predicted model, not a curated record.